This is a messenger RNA of Penicillium bovifimosum, 1308 nucleotides long. RefSeq names its product phosphatase PAP2 family protein. NCBI's taxonomy places the organism in Eukaryota, Fungi, Ascomycota, Eurotiomycetes, Eurotiales, Aspergillaceae. Gene Ontology annotation, molecular function: inositol phosphoceramide synthase activity. Gene Ontology annotation, cellular component: inositol phosphoceramide synthase complex. Bases 1 to 1308 code for a protein of 435 amino acids. The record is from RefSeq and is a predicted model, not a curated record. Gene Ontology annotation, biological process: sphingolipid biosynthetic process; inositol phosphoceramide metabolic process. The transcript has 2 exons.
AUGAGCGCCUCUUAUCCGUCAUGGAAAGAUCGAACACAGAACCAGUUUGGAAAACUUCAGAUCCAAGUGCCAUGGCGCUCAUUCCAGCUCCUUGUGCCGCAUCGCAUGCGUCGCAAGCUCCGGUCCAAGCUCCGGAGCCGCCUCUCGCCCGCCUCGUCCAUCUCGAGAAUGCAAACCUCCUUUUCGCCCAUCGACACUCUCAGAUCACUGCAGUCACAUCGAUGGACCAUAUAUGACUUCCAAUACCUAUUACUCCUGAUCGUGGGCAUCUUCUCCUUGACGAUCAUCCAGUCUCCUGGUCCGCUGGGCAAAACGGCGAUCGCCACUGGGCUUUUGUGCUCGCUUCUAAUGCCGGUCACGCGGCAAUUCUUCCUACCUUUCCUCCCUGUUGCAGGUUGGCUCAUUUUCUUCUAUGGAUGCCAGUUCGUUCCUAGCGACUGGCGUCCCGCCAUUUGGGUUCGGGUGCUACCGGCCAUGGAGAAUAUUCUGUAUGGUGCCAACAUUAGCAACAUCCUCUCGGCGCACCAAAAUGUGGUGCUUGACGUUCUGGCUUGGAUUCCCUACGGACUCUGCCAUUACGGAGCCCCAUUCGUUGUUUCAUUGUUCCUUUUCUUCUUCGGUCCCCCGGGGACCACCCCUCUGUACGCUCGGACUCUCGGCUACAUCAGCAUGCUUGCUGUCUUCAUCCAGCUGGCUUUCCCUUGCUCGCCACCCUGGUAUGAAAACCUCUAUGGUCUGGCCCCGGCCGACUACUCCAUGCAGGGAAACCCUGCCGGUCUUGCGCGCAUUGACAAGCUGCUCGGUAUCGACCUUUACACCUCAGGCUUCAAACAAUCGCCGGUUGUUUUCGGUGCCUUCCCUUCGCUCCAUGCUGCCGACUCUACCCUGGCAGCAUUGUUCAUGAGCCACGUCUUCCCGCGACUGAAGCCCCUCUGGGUCACAUACACCCUCUGGAUGUGGUGGGCUACCAUGUACCUUUCUCAUCACUACGCCGUCGAUCUGGUCUGCGGUGGUCUGCUCGCCACCAUAGCCUUCUACUUCGCCAAGACCCGGUUUCUGCCGCGUGUCCAGGCGGACAAGAUGUUCCGCUGGGACUAUGACUACGUCGAGAUCGGUGACUACUCUCGCGAAUUCGGGUAUGACCUUGCCAGCUUGGAUGGUGAUUUCAACCUGGACAGCGAUGAGUGGACCGUGGGCUCUUCUUCGUCUGUCUCGUCGGGUUCUUUGAGCCCUGUAGACGACCACUACACGUGGGAAAGCGAGCACCAGCACCUCACCUCGAACCACGACCUCGAGGCUGGACGCUGA